Messenger RNA from Protopolystoma xenopodis, 324 nucleotides. The record is from the annotation of a GenBank genome assembly. NCBI's taxonomy places the organism in Eukaryota, Metazoa, Platyhelminthes, Monogenea, Polystomatidea, Polystomatidae.
UCCUGUGGCGGCUGGGGCAUAGGACAAACAAGUGCACGAGCCGAUCCACUCUUGCGCACCACCUGCCGAGUGGAGAAUGUUCUCCUGCUGCCUGCAUCUGAAGAUGUGGGAUUGACUUUCAUACACAAUUGCCCUGCUAUUAUGCAACUUCUUGGAGUGCUGUGGGAUGUUGCAGUUUUCUCUCUGUCCACAGUCGUCCUAUCUCGAGGCCACGAUACCCCAACCCAGCCCAUACCACUUUCAUUUGUCUGCUCCGAUCUCCGAAAUUGGUCGUCAGUUGCUCGAGCUUUCGUCUAUUUUUGCUUAGAUCCAUUGGAAAUGUGA